This is a messenger RNA of Anopheles darlingi, 2446 nucleotides long. RefSeq names its product N6-adenosine-methyltransferase MT-A70-like protein (gene Mettl3). The record is from RefSeq and is a predicted model, not a curated record. The coding region runs from base 54 to 2285 and encodes 743 amino acids. NCBI's taxonomy places the organism in Eukaryota, Metazoa, Arthropoda, Insecta, Diptera, Culicidae. The transcript is spliced from 3 exons. Gene Ontology annotation, molecular function: mRNA m(6)A methyltransferase activity; mRNA (2'-O-methyladenosine-N6-)-methyltransferase activity. Gene Ontology annotation, cellular component: nucleus; RNA N6-methyladenosine methyltransferase complex.
GAAGGACCUCCGCCUCUGCCGCCGUUGUUCUGUGCUACCGUUUUUUUUGGAUCAUGUCGUCCUGGGAAGAAAUUCAGGCGGUGAAGGUGAAGCGGAACAGCUUGCGCGAGAAGCUGGAGAAGCGCAAGAAGGAGAGACAGGAUCUGCUGCUCGGUAACAGCAGCCCGGCUGGACCCGGCGGCGUAGUGAGCUUGAUCAAGCUGGAAUCGGGCGGCAGUUUGGGCGAUGACAAGGGUAACAAACUCCUUCUAGCUACAAUCAAACUGGACCAAGGAGCUAGUAGUACGGAUAUCGACGCCGAGGUGGAGAAAUGCCUAGUCAAGGUGCUGGCCGACCAGAGCCUAAUACUGCCAACAAACUCGACGCAGAUCACGGAACGGGUGGAAAGCAUGAUGCAAAAGACGGCACCCCUACGCGACUCCGUCGCCUACUACCUACACAAGAUGGCCAGCCAGAAUCUGAUCAACAUCAAGGAGGUCAGCAUAGGCGGUACGGUCGGGUACGAGGUGAUUUCGGCAGAGCACACUCGAAUACAGGCCCUGCACGAUGAUCUCGGUCUAAGCCACGUCCCGAUGGCUGUACUGGCGGAUCUUGGGGAAUCCGGUGGCAAGCGGAAAGCGAUGGCCGGCGAGGACGACGAGCUUUUGUUGAAAGGUAGUGGCGGUAGUAAGGUGGCACGCAGUGCCACAGGUCUCAAGGAUGAGGGUCAUAGGGGUAAGGGUGCUGGUGCUGCUGACUCCUCAUCCUCAUCGUCGUCUGCGUCGGCGGCGACAUCGGUUGCCUGCCAAGCUUCGGACAUUAUGUCGUUGCUAUCGUUACCUUCGACGCGCGAGAAGCAGCACAAGAAGGUAGGCGAGGAGAUCCUGGAGCUGCUAUCCAAACCGACCGCCAAAGAGCGCUCGCUGGCCGAAAAGUUCAAAUCGCAAGGUGGUGCCCAGGUGAUGGAGUUUUGUCCGCAUGGUACUCGCAUCGAGUGUAUGCGUUCGCUGGAUGCCGCAAAUGAGGCGGCUGCGGCAGCAGCUGCAUCAGCUGCCAAGGAACGAUCCGACAGCAACAACGAGAGUCGAGAUAGUGCUGAUGGCCGGACCGAUGGUGAGACCGGUACGAAACAGGAUAGCGACAGUCAAUCAGAACGAGAAAGAGGCUCGCGGAGUAAAAAUGGUGCCGAGCUUCAUAGAGGGACUGAUAUAGCGGAUGUUAAGAAGGAACCGACGACGGAUCCGGGAGACACGAUGUCAUCCAAUAGCAACAGCAACAGCAACAGCAGUGGUGCAGCGACAGAAUCGGACAGCAAACAGACAGUGGUCAACAAAUACCGCUGCAAUAAGCUGCACUUCAAGAAGAUCAUCCAGAACCACACGGACGAAACUCUUGGUGAUUGCAGCUUCCUAAACACGUGCUUCCACAUGGACACGUGCAAGUACGUGCACUACCAAGUGGAUACGUACCAGACGGUUGGCCAGACAGGUCCGGGCGGUGCACUGGCCGGUGCGCUCGCCAAGCCCGACGGCAAAACCAAGGCCAAGGUAAAACCCAAGGCCUUAGAUGAUGCCUUAGCCGGUGGUGCUGCUGGAGGUGGAACGGUAGGAGCGGGAGUCGGAGCCAAGCGAUCACCGAUCACAAACGAACCGUGCGCCACCCUCUACCCACCGCAGUGGAUCCAGUGCGAUCUGCGCUUUCUCGAUAUGACGGUGCUCGGAAAGUUUGCGGUCGUAAUGGCCGAUCCACCGUGGGACAUCCAUAUGGAGCUACCAUACGGUACGAUGUCGGAUGACGAGAUGCGCCAGCUGGGCGUACCGGCGCUGCAGGACGAUGGACUGAUCUUCCUAUGGGUCACGGGGCGUGCGAUGGAGCUCGGUCGCGAGUGCUUGAAGCUGUGGGGUUACGAGCGUGUCGAUGAGCUGAUCUGGGUAAAGACGAACCAACUACAGCGCAUCAUCCGAACCGGGCGCACCGGCCACUGGCUGAACCAUGGCAAGGAACACUGUCUGGUUGGGAUGAAGGGUAAUCCGCCCAACCUGAACCGAGGGCUCGACUGUGACGUGAUCGUGGCGGAGGUCCGUGCCACCAGCCACAAACCGGACGAAAUCUAUGGCAUCAUCGAGCGAUUAAGUCCGGGCACACGUAAGAUCGAACUAUUUGGUCGACCCCACAAUGUACAGCCCAAUUGGAUCACAUUGGGAAAUCAGCUCGAUGGCAUACAGAUAGUGGACCCGGAGUUGAUCAGCUCGUUUCGAAACCGCUAUCCGGAUGGUAAUUGCAUGACGCCUGGUAAGAAUCCUUAGACCGGUUUUGGGAAGGGGAAGAUACCCACGGUCUGCUACUCAAUUUUGACCUUUGACCACGGGGUGUAAAUGCCGAAGAAAAUGAUGAUAAUAUUAAUAAUAAUAAUAAUAAUAGUAAUAAUAUAAAUAGUAAUAGUAAUAAUAACAAUAAAAAAGGAACG